Equus quagga is the source of this 845-nucleotide messenger RNA. RefSeq names its product cationic amino acid transporter 4-like. NCBI's taxonomy places the organism in Eukaryota, Metazoa, Chordata, Mammalia, Perissodactyla, Equidae. The record is from RefSeq and is a predicted model, not a curated record. Bases 262 to 660 code for a protein of 132 amino acids. The transcript is spliced from 3 exons. Gene Ontology annotation, molecular function: amino acid transmembrane transporter activity. Gene Ontology annotation, biological process: amino acid transport. Gene Ontology annotation, cellular component: plasma membrane.
GGUGCUGCUGGACCUUGAGGCACUGAUCCAGUUCCUGUCCAUUGGCACCCUGGUCACCCGCACUGUUGUGAACACCAACAUUAUUGUGCUACGCUUCCAAAAGUCUCCUCUAUCUAGUCCCUUGGGCUCAGUCAGCCCUGGCCCUGUGGCUGAGGGGUAUGAGGACUCCUUAGGACACAGACGGCUGGAGGACACUGAGCGCAGCCCUCAGCCCCUGAGCCUGGGCAGCUGCGACCAGCCCUGAGGCCCUUCCUUGGCUCCAUGAGUGGAUGCAGACCUGGAGUCGCCGUGGCCUGGGCUCUCCGUGUCCUGGUGGUCUCAGCCAUCAUUCUGGACUGCGUACUGGCCUUUGGGAAGUCGGCCCUGCACCUCCCACCCUGGGGCCACACCCUGCUGCUCCUGCUCAGCUCCGUCGUGUUUCUGCUCAGUCUCCUCGUCCUGGGGGCCCACCAGCAACAGCGCCGGCAGGACGCCUUUCAGGUUCCCAUGGUGCCCCUGAUUCCAGCCGCGAGCAUCCUCCUCAACGUCUUCCUCAUGCUACAUCUGAGCUCCCUGACCUGGCUGCGGUUCUCCAUUUGGCUUCUGAUUGAGGACUCGUGGUGUAUUUUGUCUACGGCAUCUGGCACAGCAAGGAGAACCAGCGGGAUCUGCCGGGGUUGACUGCCACACGUGGCAGCCUAGAGGAGACGGUGCAGGCCCUAGAUUCCCUAAAUCCAGAAGACACAGAAGGCCCUAUCCCCAAACCUCACGUCUCUUAGACGAAUUGCACCAGAGAGAGAGAUCCAGACCUAAGAAAUGGACUAAGCCAAACCAAUCACUCAUCCGUUCCUAGAGAGAAUGUUUGU